Messenger RNA from Rubroshorea leprosula, 957 nucleotides. The record is from the annotation of a GenBank genome assembly. Lineage: Eukaryota; Viridiplantae; Streptophyta; Magnoliopsida; Malvales; Dipterocarpaceae.
GGCUAUCUCAAUCAAUAUUUGAAUUUAAAUCAUAUAAUUUUUCUGUAACUUCUCCGAGGCGCCAUGCAUAUUUCCUCGUCUCUUGUUAAAAACUUCUCUACAAAAAUCCACCACAACAUGAUCGGAACCUUGUCUAAACGACUUCACCCCUGCGAUGUUUUCAUUAAUCAUCGAGGAAUCGACACAAAGAGAACCAUUUCUGGAUUGCUCUACGACCACUUUCGCCGCCUCGGGCUCAACCCCUUUCUGGACAGCAAGAAUAUGAUGCCCGGUGACCGGCUGUUCGACAAAAUUGAUGGGGCUAUUCGACACUGCAAGGUCGGGGUCGCUGUCUUCUCGCCGCGUUAUUGUGAAUCAUAUUUUUGUCUCCACGAGCUGGAUUUAAUGACAAAAAGUAGGAAAAGGAUCAUUCCAAUCUUUUGCGACGUCAAACCGUCUCAGCUCCGGGUUAUGGACGACGGCUCCCGUCCGAAGAAGGAGCUGCAGAUGUUCGAGACGGCCUUGGAAGAAGCUAAGUACACCGUCGGACUCACAUUUGACACAUUGAGAGGGGACUGGUCAGAAUUCUUGACAACAGCCACGGAUGCAGUGUUGAAGAACUUGCUGGAGGUUGAGGGGAUUGAAGAAGAAGAUUACAUACGGACCAUGAAGUUAGUACGUCGAUGAAGGCUUUAACCAAACUAAAAAAUUGAGUUUUAAUUUAACCAAGGAUUUAGUUUCAGUUAUUCUUUUCUGUAUAUGGAAGUAAUUAAUUUAUUCUUUCUGUCAAGUAUUUUAGAUUAAUGCCCAUCUAGGAUGAACAAAUAAGUGUUCCAUCCAAGGUCAACACAGCUAGAACCCUUUCUUUUUUUCUUUUUUUCUUUCCUUUGUAAUGAUUUCUUCAUUUCUUGUAAAGAACUUGUAACAUGGAAUUUGUAACAAAGUGUUCCAAUUUCUUAAUAAAAUGCAAAUGAAUAU